AUGAUGGUGAAAGAGGACUAUGGUAUCGUCGAUCAGCAUGUUCAAAUCAGUUAUCUACCUAGUGAUUUGACUGAUAAAUCAGGGUUUCCCCCAGUCAUUAUCACAAAUGAUCGUCAAGUUAAAAAUUUUGUUGGAUAUGCAAAAAAAAACCCUUCAGUUCGGCUCUGUGUGACACUGACAGGUCCAUCUGCAAUUAGAAGCAAACUUGUCAACAUUGAUUUGAAUAAAGAGCCCUCUGACUCUGGCAGCGAUGAGAAACAGCAGGAAAAACCUGAACCUUUAGUCUUACAGCUGCAAAAUGAUGGCUGCACAACAGGUGCUCGUAAGCUAGACGGCCUUGGCAAGGAUGCUGAAGAUAUUUUUUUUGGUGAGGAGGAUGAAAAAAUCCAAUCUCGGUGUUGGUUAGUAGACGCUGUCAAGAAGGGGCAACUUUUCAAAAGCAAAAACUAUUUGAAAGCGACUUUUGAAAUAUGUGCAAUGCAGCACAACUUUGAUUAUGAUGUGACGAAAUCUACAAAAAAAAUCUGGUCAAUACGCUGCAAAGAUAGGGUGUGCUCCUGGAGCGUUCGUGCAGAAUGUUUAGAAGGCUCAACCUAUUUCAAAAUAAACAAGUAUGUUGCUGAACAUACAUGUGCUCCAUCGAAAAAAACAAAAAUCGGUAGAACAGCUUCAGCGAAAACAAUUGGACUACAGAUUAUGCAUAGGUUUGAAGGUGUUAAAGAAGGGCCAAUACCUCGGGAAAUCAUGGAAUUUAUGCGAAGUGAGUAUGGAUGCGAGAUCUCCUACCAACAUGCUUGGGAUGCGCGUGAAAAUGCAGUUAGUGUUGCUAAAAGAAUUCCAGAAAAAGGUUAUGGCAAAAUUCCCAAAUAUUUGCACAUGUUGAAACAAGCUAAUCCGGGUACGCAUACUCAUUUCGAAACUGAUUCCGAUAAUAGAUUCAAAUAUCUAUUUAUUGCUUUCGGCCAGUCGAUUAGAGGUUUCUAUAGAGCUAUGCGUAGGGUUAUUGUUGUUGAUGGCACGUUUUUGAAAAGCAAAUACAAAGGUGUUCUGCUUGUCGCUACAGCGUUAGAUGGUGACUCCAGCUUGUAUCCAAUAGCAUUUGGGGUUGUUGAUUCUGAGAAUGAUCGGUCUUGGGAGUGGUUUUUCAGGCAGCUAUUGGUCGUUAUAGCUGAUGGGCAAGGUGUAGCUUUUGUGUCAGAUAGAAAUGUGUCUGUUACUAAAGCACUUGCUAGAGUUUAUCCGCACUCUUCACAUGGAAUUUGCAUACAUCAUUUGUUGAGUAAUGUGGCAUCUCAUUUCAAGACAAAGGGUUUGGUUGGUUUAAUUGCAAAAGCGUCAAAAGAAUAUAGGGUAUCUGAAUUUGAGAGGCGAUUCAAUGAUAUUCGCAACAUAAGUCCGCUCGUUGCGAAAUACUUGAUGGAGGCUGGUGUGGAAAAGUGGGCGCGAUGCAAGUUUUCUGGAUUCAGAUAUGACAUCCGAACCACUAACCCAGCUGAGUCGAUGAAUUCUGUUCUGUUAGCACCCAGAGAGUUUCCUGUCAUUCCUUUGUUGGACAACAUCAGAGAAAUGUUAACCAAAUGGUAUACCACUGCCGUAUGGAGAAUAGCUUACGAAGAAAGCAUUAAUCCAAUAGCCGUUCCAGAGGAUGCAUGGGUCGUCCCAUUGGACAUUGAAAAUUCCAAAGUUCUUGCACCAGAAACACGGAGAGCAGCUGGUAGACGACGCAAGCGAAGAUAUGAGACGGUGGAAGACGUAAUACGUUUUGAUGAACCUACUGCCAUUGCGCUGUAA
Molecule: messenger RNA, 1791 nt
Organism: Eutrema salsugineum
Lineage: Eukaryota; Viridiplantae; Streptophyta; Magnoliopsida; Brassicales; Brassicaceae
Exons: 3
Coding region: 1-1791 (596 amino acids)
Source: RefSeq, a predicted model, not a curated record